Molecule: messenger RNA, 840 nt
Organism: Gongylonema pulchrum
Lineage: Eukaryota; Metazoa; Nematoda; Chromadorea; Rhabditida; Gongylonematidae
Source: the annotation of a GenBank genome assembly
AUGCCUCGUCUUGUAGUGCAGGGUUCUUUUUGUAAUUUUCUUCCCCCAUUUAGGCAUGAUCCUUUGGCAUUUCUGAAAGUGGGUGAAACAUUAGCAUUUCUGGUGCGCGAUGCAGCUCAUAUUACGCCGGACAACUUUGAUUCAUGUGUGGAAUGUUUACGAUCUUACACCGAAGCAAGUCUCGACGGAGGACGAUAUGCGGCUGGCCCAUUAAGUGGCGAUGCUCAAAGUCAGCUACGAAGUGUGAAGAAAGAGGAGAAGUCGAGACGGACGAGCAAACAAGAGAGAGAAAGCCGCAAGCAGAUGUCUCUGAAUGCACAAAGCAGCGCUGAGAUCGAUAAGAAGACAUCGUCGCAGGCUGAACCACAGCAACUCUCUGCUAAGAGAGAAAGCCGCAAACAGAUGUCACUGAAUGCACAAAGCAGCGCUGAGAUCGAUGAGAAGACAUCCUCGCAGGCUGAGCCACAGCAACUCUCCGCUAGUUAUCUACAGGUUGCUUUUCAAAUGCUGGAUUUAUGUCAUACCUUGCAUGUAAAAGGAGCCGCCAUAUACUAUAGCUGGGCCGAGGGAGACACAGAGCGUGCAUUUUUGAUACCAGAAAUGCAAGUGAUGCACGGUAAGCAAUGGGAGCAAUGUUUUGGUGAAGUGCUUUUUCCACUGUUACAAAAACUUCUGGAAAAUCUCUCACCAAUGGAUCCAAUUGGAAUGGAAGAAACACGAGUGCGGGCAACGCAGCUUGUUUCGAAAAUUUUACUCAAUCAUCUUACGUUAUAUCAGAAGUUUGAAUUAUACAAACAGUCCAAAAUAUUAUUCAAAAUAUCAUUAGUGUCGAAUAUAUAG